Vicia faba (fava bean) is the source of this 660-nucleotide messenger RNA. Lineage: Eukaryota; Viridiplantae; Streptophyta; Magnoliopsida; Fabales; Fabaceae. The record is from the annotation of a GenBank genome assembly.
AUGAAUAUUAUGUCCACCAACCAGUGUGGUUGGCCAUUGAAAAUUCAGGAUCAUCUUGACAAAGGAAGUGGUAUUAAUAAGGCUCCAUUUUCAGGAUAUCAUUCUCCUUCCAAAGGAUUGGACUUCCCUAAUGUUGCUCAUAAAUGUCGCCGUAGUUCCAGAAAUCCUAGGCCGGUUUUUUCCAGUACAGUGAGUGACAAUAUGGAUCCAUAUGAUUCAGAUGAGAGUGAGAAGAACAAAUCUCAGAGUAAUGAUGAAGUUAGAGGGGUGAAUAGCGAAAUUCUCAGAGAAAGUCUCGAGAAAAUAGUUGGUACAGAUGAUUCGAGGUUUAGUGGAUUUGAUCUUGCUACUCUUAUCAGGAAAAAAUAUGGGAAAUCUUAUGAUGUUCAGUUGAUUAAGAAGGAAUUCAUGGGAAGAAAUCUCCUUGCUAUGAAUGUCAUGUGGAAGUACAUGGAGCAGAGAUCUUUUCCAUUGACUGAAGAAGAGUAUAUUUUGAGGCUUGAUGAUGUUGCAAACUCAUUAAAAUGCUGGGGAGCCGUCUCACAUAUUAGGAGCAGCCUAGCAAAGUCGAAGGAACGGCCUCGGAUAGGGAAGGCUGUAAGCAUCUUUAUUGAUAUGGACGAGUCUGGUGCAAGAGCAAACGAAUGGAUCUACAAAUAG